AUGUCCAUGCAUUUGCUUUUUGAGUGCCUCAGUAGCAACGAGUUGCAGCGUUGUACUCUUUUCGUUGGUGUGUUGGCUGCGGCAACUGCUGGGGGAGGGGUAACAAUGGCCUCGUAUAGAACGCUUGGGCGUGUAUUGGGUGCGUGCAGGUGCGAGGUGGUUCUUGAGUUCGUUGGGGAGCGCGCCACCAUCAUAAGGAAUGUCAGGGAGCUAAAGAUAUCUAGUGAUGCGUUUGAGCAAGCGAUGCGCGCGUGUGCGUGCGCGGUAGUGGAGGCUGAGCACUGCUCGUUGGUUCAUGCUACGCUGCGUAGCGUUCAGCGUACAUUGCCACACAGAAG
Messenger RNA from Eimeria acervulina, 338 nucleotides. RefSeq lists its product as hypothetical. The transcript has 4 exons. Lineage: Eukaryota; Apicomplexa; Conoidasida; Eucoccidiorida; Eimeriidae. The record is from RefSeq and is a predicted model, not a curated record. The annotation marks the transcript as partial.